This is a messenger RNA of Ambispora leptoticha, 1111 nucleotides long. Lineage: Eukaryota; Fungi; Glomeromycota; Glomeromycetes; Archaeosporales; Ambisporaceae. The record is from the annotation of a GenBank genome assembly.
AGAAGGAGGAAUUGAGGGUGAAACUACAGGUAAAUCCGCUGGGAAAAAAUCUCUUGACGGUGGUGCUUCCAGAAAUAAUGGAAAAAUUUCUGGUGGAGCCGAAAAAUCACGAAAAAACAACGAUAAUCAGCUCGAAUUAGGAAAUAAUAAUAGAGUUAAUACUGGAGGAAAAAUUGCUUUUUCAAACAAUCAACAGCCACCAACCUCUAGUGGAUAUGAUCCCUUGACAGGUCAUGAAGGCUCCCAGCAAGCACUCCGUCGCUCGACACCCCCUGAAAUAUAUAAUAACCAGAAUCUCACUAGAGAGCUUAAAAAGAUUGAAGAUAGUUUGACCAAUAAGAUUGGGAAAAUGUUUGGCAAAGAAAUGGAGAAACAAUAUCAAAGGUUGGAAGAAGAACGCAAUGCUCAUCAAGUGGCUGAAACAGAGCGUCAAGAGGCUAUUCUCCAAAUGGUUUCCAAGUCUCUCACAAAUAAUACUUCCAAGCUCUUAGAAUCGACAAUUCGAAGUGAAAUUCAAAGUCAAGUCGUCCCAAUGUUAAAUAAAUCGGUGGCUGCUUCGGUUGAUAAGCAGGUUAAUAGAGGAAUGGUUGAAGCGAUUAAUAAGAGUAUUCCAGCGGCUAUUGAUAAAGCUGUGACGGAAAAUGUCCAACGAGUUCUCUCAAAAUCUUCAGUAAUAGAUUCCAUAGCAAAGAGUGUCUCCAAGUCCAUGAGACCAGUCAUUGAAGAGAUAUUCCGGGAAAAUUUCACCAACAUGCUCAUUCCGUCAUAUGAGAAAGCUACCAACGCUAUGUUUGACCAGAUUCAUCGGACUUUUAAUACGGGCUUACAACAAAUUACACAAAAAUCAUCGCAGUCUGGCUCAAGUGUUGAUGCUAACGCAAUAGCUAGACUUCAAGCAUCAAUUGAUCAACUUACAGUGUCGAUGUCACAAUUACAACAAGUUCAACAAUUGCAAGCAAGCAUGCAAGCAAAUCUCAUUAGUCAAUUGACCGCUCCUCAUACUGAUCAACAACAAACUGCGCGUUCGCUUUCUGGGGAACUGAAACGAAUAUUAAUUCCUGGUCCGUCACAAUCAUCAGGAAUUACUCAAGAACCUUAUAAUUAUCCAUCU